UCUGCCGCCGACGUAGUCGGCGUUUACAGGCAAUCCGAGGGACACAUCUCUCUGUCUCUCUCUUUCUCGAAUCAUCGGCCUAUUGAUUUUCUCGUGGAGGCGCACGCGCUUUUCCGCUCGCCGCUGCUACGACGAAGGUGCGGCUAAACCAUGGAUCCCAGUGUACUCGCCACCAUGGACAAGGAAUCACUGAAGAGGCAAAUCGAGAACAUGGCCUACCAGGCAGCCAUGGAACGGUGGACGUUAUCGAGAAGUAUCGCGGCGUUACGGGAGUACAUAGAAGAUAACGAGAAGGUCGAUCCGCUGAUACACGCGCCCGAUAAGAAGAGCAAUCCCUGGGCCGAGAAAGGCAAGUGCAUAAUCAUGUAAUCGGGACCGGCGUAAAAGAAGGGCAGCAGAAGAAGAAGAAGAAGAAAGCGUGCGUACACCGAAGCGGAGGAGAAAAGAAGUCCGGUCGUUCAUCCGCAGCGAUUCCAGGGGCGGAGACCGCGAGGAGGAGGAGCAGCAGCAGAAGGAAGAGGAAGAAAUUCUCGCCGGUAAACAUCCGCUGCGGUUUGAUCUCGCGGGGUCGUCGUCAAAGGUGAUCGUCAAACCGGCGACUGCGAUCGAUCGCGAUUUGAUUCUCGACGAAAUUCGGAAAAUCGAGAGCGAAUCGUUUGAACCGGACCGAGCCGUUUCGUUUUCCUCCGAGGACAGUUUUGCUAUCGCGCGACGUGCGACUACGGACCGAUUUUCGAUUUCCGCGUUGUCUAAAAAGAAGAGAAAAAAAAAGAAUCAAACGAGCGCGUUGUUUUAAACAAGUUGCGUCGAUUAAGCCGAAGCGACAAGCCGAAGGGAAGAAGGAAGAAAGGAAAAUCGGAAAACCCGCCCGGAUUGAUCGACGUGUCGAAUCAAUCAGCCGCCGCAUGUCACGCGAUGAAUGCACAUCUCACUCGCCGAUGCACUUGCCGUAUAUACAAAACAGAAACUCUCCUCAAUCACCGACGACUCAUUAUCUUAAAAAAAAAAAAAAAAACAAUUUACAUCGUAAAUAUAAAUUUAUUCUAUAAUGUGAAAUAAUACGCGAUAUAAUAAUAUAAUUGUACACACCUUGUUAAUUGCGACUCUUGUAUCUUAUCUCUGCGCGAAUAUUUCUUACGAAAAAAAAAAAAAAAAUACACGACCAGCGAUCGAAACCCUGUACCGUUUUCAACAGUUUGUUAUCCGUUUCCAGAGAAAUACUUGUACUCGUCGUACGAAAAAAAAAUCUCACUUGAUAAUUCCUUUACAUGUCGAAUAAACAAAAACAUAUAUGGUAUAUUAUAAAGAAAUAAAUGUAAUAAAUAACUGAACUUUA
This is a messenger RNA of Pseudomyrmex gracilis, 1336 nucleotides long. RefSeq names its product guanine nucleotide-binding protein subunit gamma-e (gene Ggamma30A). Gene Ontology annotation, biological process: phospholipase C-activating G protein-coupled receptor signaling pathway; sensory perception of taste. Lineage: Eukaryota; Metazoa; Arthropoda; Insecta; Hymenoptera; Formicidae. Gene Ontology annotation, molecular function: G-protein beta-subunit binding. Gene Ontology annotation, cellular component: heterotrimeric G-protein complex. The transcript has 2 exons. The record is from RefSeq and is a predicted model, not a curated record. Bases 151 to 369 code for a protein of 72 amino acids.